CAAAAUCCUGAAGCCACUCAGAUACACUCAACCUCUCCUGCUCCGGCAGCUGGUCUCCUGCUAAUGCUGCGCCGUCCACUGACUGCGAGAUGUUCACCCCAGCUUGUAAAGGAUCUGCAGGUGAGCCGAGGAUUGACAAGUCCACUUUGUCUGCACUGAAAUCCCGGAAACAGGAGCUGCUGAACAUUUCCAACGUCCCUCUGGGAGAAUGUCCCCCCUCACCGCCCCGCACUGCACCGCCCAGCAUGAAGUCUGCAGAGUUCUUCGAUAUGCUGGAGAGGAUGCAGGUCCCUAAAGCUGAAGAGACCAAAAGAUGGAAGGAUGACUAUAUCCCCUACCCACGGAUAGAAGAUGUCCUGGAGAAAGGUGGGCCAUACCCCCAGGUAAUCCUGCCACAAUUCGGGGGUUACUGGAUUGAAGAUGUGGAGGCACCAGUAGGGACCCCCUCCUCCUCAGAGUCCAGUUUCUGUGAGGAGGAGGAUGGAGGAGAGGGCAUAAGCCCUGGUGGGGGGCACAGCUACCGCCUGGAGUGUAACAGCACAGCCCGCGCCUACCGCAAACACUUCUUAGGCAAGGAACACAUGAACUAUUACUGCACUGGCAGCAGCAUAGGCAACCUCAUCAUGUCUCUGAAACACGAGGAGGCUGAGGGACAGGAGUUCCUACGCAUCAUGCUCAGGUCGAGGAUCAAAACAGUCCAUGACAGGAUCUCUUUAGCAGGCAUCAACCAGCUGCCUAGUGUACCACAGAUUGCAAAGCUUCUGUGUGACGAUGCCACGGGGCUGAAGUUCAACCCGGUCCUGUACCCUCGGGGAUCCCAGUUGAUAGUGGCGUAUGAUGAACACGAAGUGAACAACACCUUCAAAUUUGGAGUCGUCUAUCAGAAGUUUGGACAGACGUCAGAGGAAAAGUUGUUCGGGAACAACGAGGAGACGCCAGCUUUCAAGGAGUUUCUCAGUACCCUGGGUGACAAUAUUGAACUUCAUGACUUUAAAGGGUUCCGCGGUGGGCUGGAUGUAUCCCACGGACAAACAGGGUCUGAAUCUGUCUACACUGUCUUCAGACAGAGAGAGAUGAUGUUCCAUGUGUCAACCAAGCUUCCCUUCACUGAGGGAGACGUGCAGCAGCUCCAGAGGAAAAGGCACAUAGGAAAUGACAUUGUGGCCGCAGUCUUCCAGGAAGAUCCCACACCGUUUGUUCCAGACAUGAUCGCUUCCAAUUUCCUGCACGCUUACGUGCUGGUGCAGGUUGAGAACCCCUGUACAGAGCACACAACAUACAAGGUGUCUGUUACAGCGAGGGAGGAUGUGCCUCCUUUUGGCCCCCCUCUCCCAAACCCAGCUGUCUUUAGGAAGGGCCCUGAGUUUCGGGACUUCCUGCUGACAAAGCUGAUCAAUGCCGAAAACGCCUGCUACAAAUCCGACAAAUUUGCCAAACUAGAGGGGAGAACGCGAGCUGCGCUUCUCGACAACCUCCACGACGAGCUGCACAGACAGAGCCAGGCCACGCUGGGUCUGGGCCAGCCGGGAGAGGAGGACAAGCUGGAGAACGGGGGACACGGGGGACUGCUAGAAUCCUUCAAGAGAGCCAUGCGUGUCAGGAGCCACUCCAUGGAGACCAUGGUGGGGUCCAAUCGUCACAGGAGCCCCGGGGUAGGAGGUGGGGUCCCGGCCAGCGUGAGUGGAGGAGGGCUGCCGCAGAGCACCAGCGAAUGCACAAAGAGCACCUUUUCUCCUCCCGUGUUGUCAGCCAAGUCUCCUCUGAAGAGUCCAGUGAAGCGGCGCUCAGGCCUCUUCCCUCGGCUCCACUCCAGCACAGAAUCCCCAUCGGACAAACACACACGCAGCGACCAAAAGCCUGCUGAGAUCUGCCCACUAUCCCAAGAAGUGAGGUCAGAGACAUCAUCCAAUCCCAGCUCACCGGAGAUCUGCCCCAACAAAGAGAGGCCGUUCAUUAAGCUGAAAGAGUGCAGCAGCGGCAGACCCAACAUCUCUCGUUCUUCAUCCAGCACCAGCAGCUUCAGCAGCACCACGGGAGAAACAGAAGCUCUGGAAGAACUGGAGACAGUGAGUGCCAGCCAUCCCUCUAUAGCGUGCUCUUCUGCCUUUAGUCCUUCCCUCGGUGUUGACAGCCAGGGAUCAGGUACGCCUGUCAUCAUGUGCCGCAGUCCAACAGAUGUGAAAAGUAAGACGUCACCGAGGUCAAACUUGAAAUUCCGCUUUGACAAAAUGAGCCACUCGUCCACAACUUCCGAGUAGCUCUUGUGGAAUGGAAAGAUCAGACUUGCACAACAAAGGGACAGCGCGGGCUGACAGAGCUGCAAAAAAAAAAAAGAAAAUCCCACAAACCACAAAAUCCCAGUAGAACCACUUCCCAACGCAGAGGAUAAUCUGCCAAGAUUACCAACUGCACCAGAUUACUAACGAUAAACAAACUGACAAUACUGUGAGUGUAUAGUGAUGAGAAGCGGCGGACAUGUUUCUUUUUAACCUACCAUAGGCUACAGAAAUUAGUCAAUACUUUGCCAAUGUUACAAGUUGCUGCAUCUCAGUUGUUUGUUGUUCACAUCACAUGAACAUCCUAGCAUGGCUGUAAUACUGUGAGUGGAGGCCGAGAUAGACGCUGCCUCAGCUUUUUCUCAAGCAUCUAGUUUAAAAGAGAGACGUGGUGAUCUAGAAGAACGGUAACACGAGACUACGGCCCAAAUGUUACUCUUUAUCUAGUCGACUGCCGAGCGCUCAGUGGAAAGGACAUCUUUAACAAAUGUCAGACAUCAGGAUGUUCCCUUUUUGCCUUUGCCCCUGAACGGUACGUCUGGCAACAGUUCCUCUUUUUGUCUAAAAAAAAAACAAGUAUGUGGAAACAGACAAACACACACACACGCACAGAAACAUAAUGUAGACUUACAGUAGCACCGUUUUAGAGAUGACACCAGGGGGGAGUCUCAAUUCUACAUUGUAGAAUCUGAGCUUUGCAUAUAACAAAAAUGCUUUUUUAGGAAACACCUUUGAUUUUCAAGACGUUUUUUGUAACGUUGCUAGCUGCUGCAUUGUGUCUACUGCACUAUAAACACGACAUUGCUCAAACACAAGUCGAUACCUAUGACAGCAUUUCUGUACCUGGAAGGGUAACUUCAAAUUCCUGAACUCAAGUGCUUGGUUAGUGGCAAUUAGCUCAUAUGGGGCACAGUAGGAGACACUGCCAACACAUUUUUGCCAUAAGCUUAUUUUAGCCAAAGCUGCGCCUUACAAUCUAUCAAAAUCCCUUUUCACCACUGAUGCUCUCUCUCUCUCUCUCUCUCUCUCUCUCUCUCUCUCUCUCUCUCUCUCUCUCUCUCUCUCUCUCUCUCUCUCUCUCUCUCAGUCUGUCUUUCUGUCUGUCUCUUUCACUAUGUGAGAGGACAAGAAUCUUCGGGAUCUGGUUACAGCACAGUUGUGGGUAGCCGAUCAACACCUACAUUUUGCUGAAAAUAGACGUUGCACUUACUGAAAACAUUUCACCCUCUGAUACCUCCCAUUGAAGCUUGCUAGCUCGGUGUAUCUGUGUCUAUGUUCGGCGGAACUUUUGAACAGGAAAGUCUCCCGGGUUUAAAGUUUCCCAGCAUGUAAGCUGAUGAAGAAGACUUGAAAAAAAAUGAACCUAUGAACCACAUUUGGGCAAAAACACUUUGAAUGUGAACUUUAUUUUUUUUCUUCUAUUUUUAAUUUGACGCUUUGUUAGUUGUUAUUACAAAGUAUUUUAGAAGUAAAUUGCAAAGCCAGUUGCUUAAAAGCACAAUAGGUCUACUGUAGUCCUCAACUAGUCCUAAACUAUACCCUAACAUUAGCCUGGAGCUGCACAAACUAGAGUUAGUCGGGCAACGUGGGAUUGUGCUAGUCAAGAAGAAAAGCUGAAAAACACACAGAUGUGUUUCCUAUGAGACCAAACAACCAAGCUGGUGGGUCUUUGGAAGAACAUCUGUGUAUUCUCACUGUGGGGAGAACCAUUCCUGGAUGGCUUGAUAGUGUGUGAAGUUCUGUCACAUGAAACUCAAAUCCCAGAGGGUUUAAAGGGUCAGUUCACCUAAAUUACAAAAACCUACCUUGUUAUUUGGGGGACUUUUUAACUUGCAGGGAAGUUGUUAAGUUCCUUCAUGAGUACCUCAAGGAACUUAACAGCGUUGCCUAAUGCACACUGUGCUCAGUUAGUGCAGGCCAGUGAUUACCUCGAGCAAAGGAAGCAGGGAUUGAAAUCACACAAAAGCGGGAAGUUUAGUUUGUAGCAGGUAUCGCCUAAAUGUCCUGCAGCCUUUCCUCUGUUAAUAUGCUUAAUUUAUUCAAAGGAUAACUUCUUUUGCAUUGAUGUCAUGUAAAAAUGUAACUGCAGAGUAUGCUAAUUAAUAAGGUAAAAAUUAUUAAAGGAAAUAUAUUAAUUUAAAAGAUGUCUCAACAUGUAUAUGUAUAUUUGGUUAUGUAACGUGCCAUUGAGAAUUUAUUCUAAAAUAAAAUGUUGUAUUUUGUGUCAUUUA
Cottoperca gobio is the source of this 4507-nucleotide messenger RNA. Its product is annotated as rap1 GTPase-activating protein 2-like. NCBI's taxonomy places the organism in Eukaryota, Metazoa, Chordata, Actinopteri, Perciformes, Bovichtidae. Gene Ontology annotation, biological process: regulation of small GTPase mediated signal transduction. Gene Ontology annotation, cellular component: plasma membrane; cytoplasm. Gene Ontology annotation, molecular function: GTPase activator activity. The record is from RefSeq and is a predicted model, not a curated record.